GCCCCUCCGAGUCGGCGGCCAAGAAAACCCAGAGAGACCUGGCGGCUGCCGGAGAAGGGGGAGCCGCGCGGCAGGCGGAGCGCCCCGCAGCCCGCCCGAAACUUGGCGAAGUUUGUCCGCCGGCGGGAACCAACCGGGAGGCCGCGGCGCCCGGCGGCCGCUUGCGACCGGCGGCCGGCGAGUAUGUGCGAGGAGCGGGCGGCUCGCCGCGCCCCCGCGGGCGGAGCGGGGCGGCUGUGAGCGGGGCGGCCCGCGCCCCCGGGGCCUCCCCGCAGCGCCUGAGCCGCCGCGGACCCCGUCCCGCACCGCGCCUCGCCUCGCCGCGGCGGGCUGCCCCCCCGCCUCCACCCCCCCCGAGCUCGGCGGGCGGCGAUGGCACCGGCCGGGCUCUGACCGCCGCCCCGUCCGGGGCUCGCCGCCUCACCGGAGACCGCCGAGGAGCAUCGCGAAGCGAGGAACGCUCACCCACCCACCCCCCCCCACCCCCCGCGCCGCUCGCCUGCCGCCGGCUCCCGCCCUCGCCGUCGAGACUUCCGUGCGGUCCCGCCUGGACUCCGAGGAGCCCCGAGGAAGAGCCCUGGCCCGGAGAUCGGCGGCGCGGAGAGAGGCUCCGCGGCCCGGGCGGGGAGCGCCGCCCGUCCCGCCCGCCGCAGCGCCCUGACGGGGAGGCACCGCCGCCGCCGCUCGGCAGCGCCCCGCGCCCGGAGCGGGGCCGCCGGGGGCCGCCGCCCCGCACCCGCCGGAGCCGGAGCCGGGACCGGGGCCGCCGCGCCGGGGCACCCGCCGAGAUUGCUUUUGGAGGAGAGGAGCGCGGCGGAGGCGCGGAGGAGGAGGAGGAGGAGGAGGAGGCGGGAGAGGCGCCCGGAGGAGGCGGCGGCGGCGGCCGCCGGCGCGGGGCGGGCGGCGGCUCGCCGGGGCGGCGGGGGGACACCAUGUCCAAGCCGGUGGAUCACGUCAAGAGGCCGAUGAACGCCUUCAUGGUGUGGUCGCGGGCGCAGCGGCGCAAGAUGGCCCAGGAGAACCCCAAGAUGCACAACUCGGAGAUCAGCAAGCGCCUGGGCGCCGAGUGGAAGCUGCUGACCGAGUCGGAGAAGCGGCCCUUCAUCGACGAGGCCAAGCGGCUGCGGGCCAUGCACAUGAAGGAGCACCCCGACUACAAGUACCGGCCCCGGCGGAAGCCCAAGACGCUGCUCAAGAAGGACAAGUUCGCCUUCCCCGUGCCCUACGGGCUGGGCGGCGUGGCGGACCACGAGCACCCGCACGGGCUGAAGGCGGGCGGGCUGCACGGCGGGGCGGCCGGCGGGCUGGUGCCCGACUCGCUGCUGGCCAACCCCGAGAAAGCGGCGGCCGCCGCCGCCGCCGCCGCCGCCCGCGUCUUCUUCCCCCAGUCGGCCGCCGCCGCCGCCGCCGCGGCCGCCGCCGCCGCCGCCAGCAGCCCCUACUCCCUGCUGGACCUGGGCUCCAAAAUGGCCGAGAUCUCCUCCUCCUCCUCCUCUUCCUCGGGCUCGGGGCUGCCCUACGCCUCCUCGCUGGGCUACCCCGGCGCCGGCGGGGCGGGCGCCUUCCACGGGGCCGCCGCCGCCGCGGCCGCCGCCGCAGCCGCCGCCGCCGGGGGGCACACGCACUCGCACCCGUCGCCCGGUAACCCGGGCUACAUGAUCCCCUGCAACUGCAGCGCCUGGCCCGGCCCGGGGCUGCAGCCGCCGCUGGCCUACAUCCUCCUGCCGGGCAUGGGCAAGCCCCAGCUGGACCCUUACCCCGCAGCCUACGCCGCGGCCCUAUGACCCGCGGCCGGAGGAUGCCCGCGCCGAGCCCCGGCGCCCGUCCGGAUGGGUGCCGGUGCAUACGUGCGGCCGGGGAGGGGGGUGGAAGGCGGGGGGGGGGGGUGGGUGGUCGGGGGGGGGGGGGGGCCGGGGCAGGCGGCGGGGCCGCCGCCGACCUGUUGCGCGUCGCCCGCCGAGGGACGCGUGUGGCGUCCCGCCGCCCCGCGUAGAGCUUGUGUGUGUUGCAUGCGGUCUUUGCAGAUAGCCGAGCUGAAAAAGAAGAGGGGGGGGG
This is a messenger RNA of Aquila chrysaetos chrysaetos, 2055 nucleotides long. It is a transcript of the gene SOX21, whose product is annotated as SRY-box transcription factor 21. Gene Ontology annotation, molecular function: RNA polymerase II cis-regulatory region sequence-specific DNA binding; DNA-binding transcription factor activity, RNA polymerase II-specific. NCBI's taxonomy places the organism in Eukaryota, Metazoa, Chordata, Aves, Accipitriformes, Accipitridae. Gene Ontology annotation, biological process: cell differentiation; anatomical structure morphogenesis; regulation of DNA-templated transcription. The transcript has a single exon. The coding region runs from base 933 to 1784 and encodes 283 amino acids. The record is from RefSeq and is a predicted model, not a curated record.